This is a messenger RNA of Aureobasidium vineae, 702 nucleotides long. NCBI's taxonomy places the organism in Eukaryota, Fungi, Ascomycota, Dothideomycetes, Dothideales, Saccotheciaceae. The record is from the annotation of a GenBank genome assembly.
ACCAAGGGCAAGCCUGGAAGGCCCGUAAUCAAGGCUGAUACAUCUUUCAAAAANCCUGAGCUGAGCAAAGACAAGAGCGAGAUCAUCAUCGGUCUCCUGAGCAAUCUUUUGGAACCGGUUGGGAGACAUCGAGUUGCACAUACUGCAAAAUCCUCGAGCAAAAAGUCAAAGAAGCGCAAGAGGAUGUCUGAGCAGAGUCCCAGCCCAGCUGUUGAACGUCGCCCGAUGGAGCCGGACAUCCUGAAAUAUCUGACUGUGGGUCUGAACAUGACGAGCCGCCAUCUGGAAACCGAGGCUGCUUUGUCGAAACUUGGAGCAAUGCCUACCACAGACAAGGAGAUCAAACUAGCAGAGCAAACGACCAGAAAAAGUCUGGCUGUCGUGUUUCUCCCAAAGCCAAAGGACAACCUGGUGUAUGCGCAUUUGCCUUUGUUGUGUUAUACAUCCUCAGCCACAAAGAAGGACAAGGCACAGCACACUCGUCUGGUUCUCUUGAACCCUUCAUGUGAACGUACGAUCGCCACGGCAAUGGGCCUCCCUCGAGCUGGUGUAAUUGGUGUCUUUGAAGAUGCGCCGGGUGCUGCGCCUCUCUUGACAUACGUACGGGAGAAUGUAGAUCCUGUCGAAGUUCUUUGGCUGGAGAAAGCGCUUUCCGGUCAGUGGAUGGGUAUGAAUGUCGAGACCCAUGUACCUGGUCAAGCA